Messenger RNA from Pseudomassariella vexata, 1158 nucleotides. RefSeq names its product 2OG-Fe(II) oxygenase. Gene Ontology annotation, molecular function: dioxygenase activity. The coding region runs from base 1 to 1158 and encodes 385 amino acids. The record is from RefSeq and is a predicted model, not a curated record. The transcript has a single exon. Lineage: Eukaryota; Fungi; Ascomycota; Sordariomycetes; Amphisphaeriales; Pseudomassariaceae.
AUGACUAAGAUUUCACCGGCCGAGGCCACUCAAUACUCCACAACAAAGCUCCGGAUCUCAUCCGGCAACGGCCCGGUAUCCAGGGAUGUUUUAUGUACUCCGCUCCGGAAUGCUGACCCGUCCGAGAUUCCCAUCAUCGACGUCUCCGGGAUUUUCAGUCCGUCCCUUCACGAACGCACCGCAGUCGCCAAGCAGAUCCACGACGCCGCCGCCAACAAUGGCUUCUUCUAUAUAAAAAACACGGGCAUCUCGGCCGAAAUCACCAGCGCAGCGCAUACAUCCUGUCUUGACUUCUUCCGGCAACCCCCUGAUCUCAAAGAGCGCGCCAACUCCAACCAAUCCAAAUGCUACAACGGCUACAAGCCGCCCAAGACCCAACGCAUCAACCCCUUCGAGUCCAUCGACAACCGAGAAAGCUUCUCCUGGAGGUACGACCCCGAAUACGACCCCUGCAUUGGGGACAUAUCCUCCAUACCACCCGAAAUCGCCGAGUGUCUCCACAGCGAAGACUUCAUCUGGACCGCCACCGCGAACCUCCCCAACUUCAAACCCUCCCUGAUCACCUACUGGCGCGCCUGUCUCGCCCUAGCCCGCGCCCUAGUCCGUUCCUUCGCCCUCUCCCUGGACUUGGCCGAAGACUUCUUCGACGCCAAGUUCUCCCACCCCGACGCUUCGCUCUCGCUGAAUUACUACCCUCCCAUCCCGAAACCGGAUUCGUCGUCAGUCGCAGCAGCUGAUGUGGCCCACACGCCAGUGUCCAUCGGUUCGCACACCGAUUUCCAGCUCUUCACCAUCCUAUGGCAGGAUAGAAAUGGAGGCUUGCAAGUCCUGAAUCGACAGGGGCAGUGGAUCAACGCGAGCCCCGUCGAGGGCACGUUCGUGGUGAAUAUCGCGGAUUACCUGCAGCGAAUCACCAACGAUCGGUAUGUGAGCACGGUGCAUCGGGCGCAGAAUUGGAGCGGGCGGGAGAGGGUUAGCAUGCCGUUUUUCUUUGGGUUUAAUUUGAAUGAGAGCUGUGCGGUUUUGGAUUGCUGUGUUGAGCCCGGGGAGCAAAGCAGGUACGAGGAGGUUAGCUGUAAGGAGUGGGUUAGGAGGCGGGUUAAGGACAUGCAUCGGACGGAGGGGGAUGAGGAAGAAAAGGUGCUGUUAACUUCAUGA